Molecule: messenger RNA, 2274 nt
Organism: Syngnathoides biaculeatus (alligator pipefish)
Lineage: Eukaryota; Metazoa; Chordata; Actinopteri; Syngnathiformes; Syngnathidae
Gene: vamp3
Product: vesicle-associated membrane protein 3 (cellubrevin)
Exons: 5
Coding region: 157-465 (102 amino acids)
Biological process (GO): SNARE complex assembly; vesicle-mediated transport; vesicle fusion
Cellular component (GO): SNARE complex; plasma membrane
Molecular function (GO): SNAP receptor activity; syntaxin-1 binding
Source: RefSeq, a predicted model, not a curated record
UGUCGACUUGAGGGGGCGCUGAAGUUCCCUUUUUAACGCCUGAGAACGCUGAUGCUCCGAUUUCCCAGUCCAUCUGCAGAGAGACUCAAUCGCUGCAUUCGAACUCGCGAUAGACAAGAAACAUCCGGUGCAAGAUAAAGUAACUUUCGCUUCACAAUGUCAGGUUUGGUUCCAGAAAGUUCUGGCGCAGGGUCAAGCAACAAGCGUUUGCAGCAGACCCAAGCCCAGGUCGAUGAGGUGGUGGAUAUUAUGCGAGUGAAUGUGGACAAAGUGUUGGAACGUGACCAGAAGUUAUCUGAACUGGAUGACCGAGCGGAUGCACUCCAGGCCGGAGCGUCCCAGUUCGAGACCAGUGCUGCCAAGCUGAAGAGGAAGUACUGGUGGAAGAACUGCAAGAUGUGGGCCAUCCUAAUAGCUGUCCUACUCAUUAUUGUGGUCAUCAUUAUCAUUUGGUCACAACAGUAAGAGGCAAAAAGAAGAGGAGGAAUGGAGCGAAGAGGAGAUGAGCAACAUCUUUGAGAGCCGUAGAGGCAGAAGUCACAUGAUUAGUGGCUCUUUUUUGCUUUUUUUUUUUUUUGUCUUUGGAAGGGGACUGGGUCUUCAUUCCUUAUCCUGAAUGUGUGGCGGCAUGUGCCUCAGUAAAAGAUACGGGCUGCCAACAAGCCCUACUUAUGGAGUGCCACAUACCAAAGACACAAUAACAGAUCAGUAGCUAAUUGAAUUAAAACUCAACCAGUGUCACAUGGGGGGAAACAAAAAUGAUGCCUCUUCUCCAGUCCUUUUUGUAACUUAUAUCAAAAUAUACUCCAAUUGUCCUUCAAUAUGAUGAGAAAUAUGAUGUAUAGUUGUGAACUCCUCUUGUAUUUUUUUUCCUGUUUAACCAGCCAAUGAAGUGUGUGUGCCAAUCUGAGAUAUGACAUUAGAAAUACUUAACAUUUUCUUUGAAACUGAAUUGUGUCUACCACUGAGGUGAUUUCAGAACUUUUCAAUGCAGUAAGGGUACUGACUACUCUUUUACUUCUUCCUGACUUCAAAAUACACAGAACUGUUCAAUUGUAUCGUUAUGAGACCCAAAGCCUUAACUUAUUUAUACAUGUCAGAGUCCUUACGUACUUCUGAUUUGCAGACAUCGAUUGUUAGAUAGACAGAAGAUUAUAUGCAAUUCCUUUAGGGAAAUUUAAAUUGUGAGAUUUAAUUGUGAAUAUACAAAAACAAAAUUGAUCACCUCAUGUAAAAGUCAAUUUAGGAGGGGCCUUUCAUGGUCAUGCAUGUCUCAAGCAGGGAUGGGAAACCCGUGUCCACAAUAGCUGACCAAUUCUAAAAACCUCAACCUUGUUCUAGAAGGCAAGGUAAUUGUAAUUUGUUAACUUUCAACAUUUGGCCUAUAAAUGGCCGCACUCCAUAAUAAACACAUUAUUUAUUGUGGCCCUUGAAGGACUGUAGAAUCUGAAAUGGAUCCUGGUGGGAACAUUUUUGGCCACCCUUGCACUUUAGUGUCAGGCCAACAGGCUGAUAAACCAUAAAUGUCAGUCUAAAUGUGGACACUUCUUCCACACAGUGAUAAUUAUAUAUAUAUGCAUGGAAUCAGUUGUGCCUUCUGCAUCCCCAUCCUCUGCUGGUCACUUGCCAAAUUACUUCCUUUAGUGUAUACACUUAUGUAUCCUAGCUGAAUCUAGUGCACACAUUUUUUUAAGCUUAAGAUUUCACAGCUAAUGUAUGUAGAACUAAUCGUGUGUGUGUGUGUGUGUGUGUGUUCACAGCUGCUGAACACUGUAGCUGCUGGAAUUUUAAAAAAUAUUUUAAGACAGGGGUGUCAAACUCAUUUUUAUUGUGGGCCGCAUUGCAGUUACGGUUUCCCUCAGAGCGCCGUUAUGACUGAAACCAUAAAAAUCUUGAUUUGCCUCAUCGUUUUUACACAUGAAAUUUUUUCUAGUUUUAGAAUCAGAAAUCAAGGGUAAUUGUUUUUCAAGUAUUGUUGAUAUUUUGUAAUACAAAAAUGCUUACAAUAUCUGCCUUAUUUAUGAUAUGACAAUUAGAUUUUUUAUUUUUUUUUUUGGUACAUAUUUUUAACAAGAACCAUGGAAGUUGACACCCAUGAUUUGCCUUUGUGGUCCCCAUGAAAUUAUGUGGCGGGCCGGAUCUGGCCCCCCGGCCCUUGAGUUUGACACCUGUGGUUUAAGGGAGUGACAGUGUAAGAAUUCCAUGUAUUGUGCCAACACUGGAUGAUUGCAUACCCUACUGUUGCUUCUGUCUUAUUAAAAUGCUUAAAUCGUG